AUGAGUUGCUUGGAUAUGAAGCAAAAAAAUGUUCAAGAUAUUAAUGAAAAUGAAAAUGAAGGAAAAAAUGAUAUAAUAAUAGAUUCGAAUAAAAAAAAAGGAAAUGAAAAUAAAAAGUGGGAAAGAUUUAACAAAAAUCCCCGAAAUAAUAACAUUCCAUCAACAUAUAAUCAACAAAUUUCCAUUAAUACGAAUACUAAUAAUUAUAAUGCUGAAAAUAUAAAUAAUGAAUGGAACAAUUUGAGAAAUGGAUUAAAUCAAAAUUUUCGAAAUGUAAAUAAGUCAAUAAAUACAAAUAAAGAUAAUGAUAAUUACAAUUUUAUGGCAAACAAUAAAAAAGAUAAUUUAAUAGACCAAGAAAGCUGGAGGUCCAAAAAAGUAAAUACAGCAAAUUUUAGAAAUAAUAAUUUUAAUAACAAUGAUAUGAACUCUAAUUUUGAAAAUUCAGAAUUUACAAAAAAUAAUUAUAUUAAAAAUAUGAAUAAUACAGAUAAUUUAAAAUAUAACAGGAACAUUAAAAAUAAUUACAAUAAAAGUGCAAGUAGAAGUAAUUCGAAUGUAAAAAAUGUAAAUACUAAUAUUGUUAAUACAAAUAUUAAUUAUACAUUAAAUGAAAGAGGAAUAAACAGAAAUUUUAAUAAUACUAAUGCAUCAAUUAAUAAUGUAAAUAUUACAAAUGUUAAUAACCAAAAUACAGAUAUCUAUAAUAAUGGUGAACCUAUUUCUGAUAAUCAGAACAAUAUGAAAAAUGUUAAUCAAAACAAUUAUAACAAUUUUAACAAUUCUAGUGCCAAUUUAAAUAAUAAUUUUGGCAACAUGAACAGUAAUACUUUUUAUAAAAAUAUGAAUAAGAAUUAUAAAAUUAGUAAAUUUAAUAAUCAAAAUAAUGAUAUGACAAAUAAUUUUAAUAAUAAUAUAGAUUAUAAAGAAAAUAAGAAGAAUAAUAAUUAUAAAAAUCAAAUUAAUUAUAAUUAUACUUAUAAAAAUGAAGAUAAUAUUAGCAAUACAAACAUUUUAAAAAAUAGAAAUUCUAAUUUAGGUGAAAACUUAAAAAAUAACCAAAAAGAUUUUAAUGCAAGCAUUAAUUAUAAUAAUCAACAAAUCAAGUUUACGGGACAUAUGGAGAAUGAAUCUGAUAAUCAAAAUUCUAUUUCUACUGGUUUAAAUAAUGUACCUAAUAAUUUAAAUAAUCCUGCAAAUUAUAAACUGAAUUUUGAUAAUUGUGCAAAUAAUUUUGAAUUUAAUAAAAACGAAUUACCAUAUAACAUGAAAGGAGAAAAUAAUAAUGAUAGUAACUGUAAUUAUGCAAAAAGUAAUUAUAAUAUAAAUGAAAACAAGGGUUUAACAAAAAACAAAUAUUACAAUAAUUUUAUGUUUAAGAAUAAUGCAAAAUAUUCGCAUAUUAACAAUAACAACAACAAUAAUAAUAACAAUAAUAAUAAUAAUAAUAAUAAUAAUAAUAAUAAUAAUAAUAACAAUAAUAAUAAUAAUAAUAAUAAUAAUAAUAACAACAACAAUAAUAAUAAUAAUAAUAAUAAUAAUAAUAAUAAUAAUAAUAAUAAUAAUAAUAUUAAUAAUAAUAAUAUUAAUAAUAAUAGUUAUAAUAAUAAUAAUAUUAAUAAUAAUAUUAAUAAUAAUAAUAAUAAUAAUAAUAGUUAUAAUAAUAAUAAUAUUAAUAAUGAUAAUGGUAAUAACAAUAAUAUUAAUAAUAUUAAUAAUAAUAAUAAUAACUAUAAUAAUAUUAAUAUUAAUAAUAACAACUUUAAUAAUAAUAAUAAUAAUAUUAUGAAUAUUAAUAAUAAUAAUAAUAUUUUGAAUAUUAAUAAAAAUAACAAUAUUAUGAACAUAAAUGAUAAUAAUAAUAAUUUACAUGCACAAGAAAGGAAUUCGCAUGUACCAAAUGCAUUUUUUAUGAAUUAUAAUCAAAAUAAGAAAAAUAAUUUGAUUAACACAAAUAACGAAAACAUAAAUAGAAAUAAAACAAAUUUGAAGAACACUAUAAAUAUGAACAAUAUAAAUUACAUGCACAUGAACAACAUGAAUAUGAAUAACAUGAAUAUGAAUAAUAUAAAUACAAAUAAUAUGUAUAUGAAUAAUUUGAACAUGAAUUAUAUGAACAAUAAUUGUAGUGAAAUAAAUAAUUAUUCUAGUUUAAACAUUACAGAAGAUAAUAUUAAUCAAAAUGACUAUAUCAAUAAUAAAAUGAAAUCAAAUUUCAACAAAAAUUCAGAAUCAUUUAAUCCCAAUCGAAUGAAUACCAUAAAAAAAAAUAUUGAAAAUGUUAAUUAUAUGAAAAGAGAAUGCACAAAUGUAAAUAAUAAUUAUACAGGUAUAUCAAAUCAAAAUGAUUAUAGUUAUGAAAGAUCAGCAAACAUAAAUGAAAAUUUUAAUGACCAUUCAAAUGCUGUGAACAUAUCUAAUGAAUACAAUAAUAUUAAUAUGGAUACAAAUAAGUUAAAUGAUAUGAACUUCAAUAACACCGCAUUUAUAAAUAAUAAUAAUACAAAUAUAGUAAGCAUCGAUAACGCAAAUAUUAUGAACAAGAAUAAUAAUACAUUUAAUGAAAAUAUAGAUGGAAAAGAAAAUAAAAAUAUUUAUGAAGAAGAAGAGGAUAAUGAUGACUGGGGAGAAUUAGGUGAAGACAAAUACAUUGAUAUAAAUUCUAUUAUAAAAAAAAAAGAUGUUAUUUUAACUCAAUUGGAAGCUGACUUAAAUGAUUUAUCGAAAAAAGGAAAUGAAAAUAAAAAUAAAAAAAAAAAUAAAUCAAAAAAAGAAGAUUUAUUUAUAAUUAAUGAAACAAAUGUAUCAUUAGGUGAUAAAAAAAAAAGUAAAAAAAAUAAAAAUAAAAAUUUGAAAAAUAAUAAAAAAGAAAAUGAACAAAUAGAAAAACCCAUAAUUACUUAUACCAAUGAGAAAAAUAUAAAAGCAACAAAUAAUAAUAAUAAUAAUAUGUCAAAUAAAAAAAAAGCAAAAAAGGAUUAUGUGGAAACUAAUGAUAAAAAUUUGGAAUUAAAAAAUGAAGAAAAAAAAAAUGUCAAAGAAAAUGAAAGUGCUAAAAGAGAUAUGGAAAUUAAAGAAAAUAAUAUCACAGAAGAUAAAUUAAAUAAAAACGAAGAAAAUGAAAUGAAUGAAAACAAAAAAGAAGAGGAUGUUUGUGAUAAUAAAAAUGAUGAUCAGAAUGAAAAAAAAGAAGAAACAGUAGCUGAAAAACCUGCAAAAGCAUUAUAUGUGUUUAAAAAGAAAGAAAAUAUGUCACCUCUUGAAUAUAUGGAAAGGCAGAUAAAAAGUUUGCUUAAUAAAUUAACUGUUGAAAAUUUUCCUAUUAUAACAGAAAAAAUCUGCCAAAUAAUGGCUACUCGUUCAAAUAUGGAUGAAAUUCAAACUGUAGUAAAUCAGGUUAUUAAUAAAGCAGUCUUAGAGCAUGACUGGUCAGAAAUGUAUGCAGAUGUUUGUCAGGCAUUAAAAUGGAGAUCACCCAAUUUUGAAAAAAAAAAAAAAACCUCUUUUGAAAUUGCAUUACUAAAAAAGAUCCAAGAAGAAUAUGAAAACUUACCUAGUACAUUUGAAUCUACUAUGAAGGAAAAAUUAAAAAAUGAUGAAAAUGAAGAAGAACUAAGUUUUGUUGAGCAAAAACAAAAAAAAAGAUUAUUUGGUAUAGUAAAAUUAAUAGGAGAGUUAUUUCAGAGGCAUAUUGUAUCUAUUUCAAUAGUUAUUAGUAUAGCACAUGAUUUAUUAAUUGCAUAUGAAGAACCAAAAGAAUACUGCAUAGAAGCUUUUCUUCAACUUAUUUAUUCAACUGGUUUUUUUAUUGAUCAAAUUGAAAAGUAUAAAAAUAUUUUAGAUACAUGGUUUGGAAGAUUAAAAGAACUACAAAGAAAAAAAAUGUAUUCAAAAAGAAUUAAAUUUGUAAUUCAAGAUGUUUUUGAUUUAAGAUUAUCCGAAUGGAGAAAAAAAACUCAUAAAGAUACAGCAAAAGGCUUAAAUGAAUUAAGAUCUCAAUUAGAAACAGAAGAAAUGAUGGGUGGUUCAAUUCAUUUAGCUCAAUUAGGAAAUAUAGUUAUCGUUGGAGAAAGACACAAUUUAAGAAAUAAUGAAUCCUAUUCAAAAUAUAUGCAAGAGCAAGAAAGAUUAAGUAAAUUAACCCAAAGUAAAUAA
Molecule: messenger RNA, 4155 nt
Organism: Plasmodium gallinaceum
Lineage: Eukaryota; Apicomplexa; Aconoidasida; Haemosporida; Plasmodiidae
Gene: EIF4G
Product: eukaryotic translation initation factor 4 gamma, putative
Exons: 4
Coding region: 1-4155 (1384 amino acids)
Cellular component (GO): eukaryotic translation initiation factor 4F complex
Molecular function (GO): translation initiation factor activity; protein binding; mRNA binding
Source: RefSeq, a predicted model, not a curated record